Messenger RNA from Symbiodinium sp. CCMP2456, 4971 nucleotides. Lineage: Eukaryota; Dinophyceae; Suessiales; Symbiodiniaceae. The record is from the annotation of a GenBank genome assembly.
AUGUCUUCUCCUGGAGGUAGCCCCACGGCCGGAGGUCCAGGGAGUGCUGAGAUGCUCUUGGGUCAGAUUCUGCAGCAGAUGCAAGCUGGGAUGAUCCAGAUGAGCGCGGAUGCCAACCGGAGGUUUGAGCUACUUGAAGCGGCCAUGCGCGAGCAGGCCGUCGCGUGCCGAGCUUGUGUGGAGGCCCAGACUAAGACCCUUGAGUCGCUGGCGAAGAAGAGCAGCGUCGUGGACAUCAAGGGCGUGGGAAAGCCAGAGAUGCUUAAAGGACCCCACGAGGACGCGCGGAAGGUCUGGAAGACCUGGAGCUACAAGUUCGAGAGCUGUUUCAGCUCCCAGUCCCCUGCCAAGGGCGCAGGCAAGACCGAGCAGCCCAAGGGUGGUGGCAACCCGGACAAGGCGAACGGUGGAACCGGCCAACCGCCAGCGGCCAGCCAAAGAGACCAAAGGAGGAAAACCGCCGAAGGGAAAAGGAGGAAAAGGCGGCAAAACCGGCCGAGGCGGGGCCGAGGACCAGGGUGGCCAGGGGAAGAAUGGCCAGAAGAGGAGACCGGCGACGGAGAGCUCGGCCUUUUGCGCGUCCUGGGGCCAAGUGUCGACUCGACACUGAGCUUACCGGCGCCGGCCAAAGGGCAGAUCUGUCGUCCUGCCUUUGGCCCGUCUUCGUGGGCCUGGUCUCAGCCUUGGGAGGUUGCUUUGGCACAGUGCGCCGUGGGCAAGGAGAACACCGGAGAGACCAUCUACUGGUGCCCCGCUUCCGAAGAGGAGUCUGGCGACUCCGAGGAAAGCUCGGGCGACGAGGAGGAGGAGGAGGACGCCCGGCGAACAAGCGGCCAAAGAAAGACCCUCAAGGGCAAUUUUGCCAGGGUGGAGCCCGAAGGCGACCUCCGCAGCCACCGCUAUGGUCAAGGAAAGCCCACCGUCGCCACGAAGGGCAAAGAAGUCUCGACGCACUUCUCCGUCGGAGGAGAGACAAAGGAUGAGGCAGAGAGAUACCUCAACCUAAGACACCCCACGCCGGGUGAAGGACGACAAAGAGCCGGAGCCGAAAGCUCCCGAGAAGUUCGUCCCGCCACACAAGAAGCCGAGGCAGGGGUCUCCGAAGGCGGCACAGCGAAGGAACCGGAGCCGAAAGCUUCCGGGAAGUACGUUCCUCCGCACCUUCGGGCGAAGCAAGGAGGCCUAGCGUCGUCUUCGACGCAGGCCCCGGCGUACAGCGUGUCAAAGGCGUCUCGCUCGGUGCUCUUGGGCGAGAUGCUGAGCGCCCGUGUGGCCCGCAGGGAAGACCUGAACAAAGCCCUUGACGACCUUCCCGAGGGCGACCCUGCGCGUGAAGUGACCGCCGCCGAGAUCAAGGAGCUGGACAUCGUGAUCAGGAACGUAAAGGAGGAGCAGCGCGCCACCAGGAAAGGAGAGAAGGCCGGCCACAGUAGCCGGCAGGAGCGCGACAAGGAACAGAUGGGGGGCAGGCUUGCUUACCUCAAGGACAGGUCCAGGAAGCGUGCCGCAGAGCACCGCUUAAAGACCCAAAGGGAGAGGACAAAGUCCAACCUCUCCCGUCAGCUCACCUGGGCGCGUCGCUUCGACCAGCCAGGGGCUGGGAGGAAGACCCAGGUCUUUCCCCUGACCGAGAAAGAGCUUAAGCACGAGAUGGCGGCUGCACCGCUGUCCCGCCACGCGAGGACUGCCUUGCUCGAGGAGGUCACCCCGGCCAAGAAGAAGGCCAAGCACAAGAAGGAGCGGAGACGGGAGAAGCGGAAGAAGGCCCGUGUCGGCAACCUGGCCGCUUUCUCCAACAGCUCAGAGGGCCGAACGAAGCCCGGAGCAGGAACCGACGGCUGGACCCGUAUCGACUUCGUGGUCGACUCAGGGGCCAGCGCCACGACGCUCCCUCGGAAGGUGCUUGGGGAAACGACGGUCCUCAAGGCCCCGGUCGGGUACCACAGCUUCCGGCUGGCUGACGGAAGCCUGGUGGAAAACGAAGGGACCUUGGAGGCAAAAGCCUGGCUCCUGGGCGACGAGGUCUUGGAGCUCAAAGCCUCUGUGGCUGCGAUCUCUCAAGCCCUCUUGUCGGUCGGUCAGGUGACGUCGAGGGGCAACCGGGUCGUCUUGGGACCCAAGGUCAGCUACCUCGAGACAAAGGCGGGGAAGAAGCACCGGAUCUUCCUCAAGAAUGGUGUCUACGUCCUGCCAGUGUGGAUGGACACCUCGAGCAAGCUGCUAAGCUUGAGCCGUGGGAAAAGCUUUGCGCACCGUCGGGUGAACAGGCCUGGUGACCCGGAAGAGGAGAGCUCAAUAAAGGCUCUCGCAGAAGCUGUGAAGAACUCGUUCGCUGCCCGAGAAGGUGUUCGAGUCCAGCUGGAGAACUCGCCUGAGGGCGACGACCAUGGGAAGAGCAAUGGCGAAGCCGAGGCCGCUGUUGAGAUCACCCAAGGUCUGUGCCGCACCUACAAGGAUGCCUGUGAGAAAGGCCUAGGCGAGAGGAUACACCCCAAGUCUCCACUUUUGGGCUGGUUGGUGGAGCAUGCUGGCUGCAUGUACACCCUUUUUGCCCACGACGAGACUUUGAAAGAUGGGCUUACGCCCUUUAGGCACCUCAAGGGGCGCGACUGGGCCGUGGCCCUACCUGCUUGGGGUGAGACCGUCGACUACCGGGUGUGCACUAAGCACAAACUCGAGGCCCGGUGGCAAGUCGGAAUUUACUGUGGGGUGCGCUUGGGCACCACCGAGAAGAUUGUCGCCACAGAGGAUGGCGUGGUCGUUGUGCAGUCCAUCCGCCGCAAGCCGAAAGAGCUGAGGUGGGAUGCCGAACUGUUCAAGAAGGUGAAGGGGACGCCGUGGGCGCCAUCACCCAAGAAGGCAGCACGUCCGCACGAAGCUUUGGAGCUUCCAGCUGCCGUGGCUAUAGAGCCCGAGAUGCCCGACGAGGUGGCCACAGACGUCGAGGCAGGGCCUAAGCCCGAACUCCUCAAGAGAGUCUACUUGAGGACGCAAGAUCUCGAGAGACAUGGUUAUACAGCCUCGUGUCCGGCCUGCGAUCUGAUCCGCGCUGGCAUUACGAGGGAAGGUGUAAACCACAGCGAGUUCUGCCGCAACCGUGUCGUCACCGAAAUGGCCAAGACUGAAGAAGAGGGUAAGAAACGGCUAGCUGCGGCCAAGCUGAAGGAAACCCCUAAGUCGCGGCUUCGGGUGGGUGAGUCCGCUGAGGGCUCAGACCCGCAAGCUUCAGUCCCGGUGGUCAAGCGAACCACUACAGGGGGCCCCUCCAUUGAGGAGGCGCAGGCUUCAAAGAAAGUCAAGGCUGAAGAAGCCAAGCGAGCUCGUCUCGAUCCAGGAGGCUCUAGUGCUGGCUCAGCACAGGCCCCGGUCCGGGAGGCGAGCCGUGAGGUCUCUGAGCCGCCAGCCUCCGAGCGGUCGGCCCCCUCCAAGCGGCCUCACGAAGGAGGCGGAGGCGACGAGGACAUGGUCCUAGAUCUUAUCCUGUCGCUCCGUUCUGGGUAUCUAGCUUCGGUGGCUGGAGACCCUUAUCCUGUAUGUGAAGAAAGGUUCGACACAGAUGUCUACGAGAAGUUUGAGACGUCCUAUUGGGACGAUGUGUCGGGGAAACCACUUCGUCCAGAGCUUGUACAGGAGGCUCGAAAGGAAGAGGUUUCAACCAUCAAAGAGAUGGGGGUUUGGGAAGUGAUUCCCAGGCCUAAGGGAGAGAAGGUCAUAUCCACACGGUGGGUUGACAUCAACAAGAAGGACGAGGCGAACCCAAAGUAUCGCAGCCGCCUGGUUGCGCGUGAGCUUAAGAAGCGGUAUCCUGGAGGAGUCUCUCAGGAUGUCCACCAGCCUUCGUGGGAGGACUUCUAUGCUUCUAUGCCGCCAAUCAGCGCACUGCGUGUUCUGUUCGCCCUCGCCACAAGCAAGAGAGCACCGGACCUUGAAGGGAAGAUGCGCGACCUUCCGAAGGAUCAAUGCUUGGUCUUUCUGGAUAUCAAGAAAGCGCACUUCUGGGCCGAUGCUCGCCGCCGAUUACUCAUUGAGCUGCCCGCGGAGACUGGAGUCGAUACCUCCAAGUAUGUUGGACUUCUUCGCAAGAGCCUUUAUGGCACUCGCGACGCUCCAGCUAAUUGGGAGGCGACCAUCCUGCGAGUUAUGACUCAGUUGGGUUUUGUGCGCGGCCGCUCCAAUUCUUGCUUGUAUUAUCAUCCUAUUCGGGAAAUCCGGGUGGAAGUCCACGGCAAGCACUGGACUGUCGAAGUCCGUGGCUACCUGGGACCUCCUGGUAUGGUUGGUACCAAGCAGUCCAUCGACAUCCUCAACCGCUUGGUGUCGUGGAUCUCGAGAGGAAUUGAGCUAGAAGCUGACCCUCGCCAUGUCGAUAUCAUCCUGCGGGAAAUUGGCUGUGAGGGUGCCAAGGUCACCACUGCCUUGGUGAAGGAGAGGAUUGAAGAGGUCGAGAACGCUGAGCCUCUAUCCUCGGAAGAUGCUUCGUGGUACCGCUCAGUGAGCAUGAGGCUGGCCUACCUUUCACAGGACCGACCAGACCUUCAGGUGCUCGCAAAGGAGCUGGCCAAGGGCUUGAAGAGCCCCACCACGGCGCAUUUGAUGAUGCUCAAAAGAGGUGCUCGUUAUUUGCGCAACAGCCCUCGCUUGCUGCAGCUGUUUCCAUACCAAUCUUGCGUGAAGCGCUUGACGAAUUGGGUUGACUGGGGCAUUCUCUUGCCCAUCCAGGCCUUCAUGGAUGCCAGCACCGGACUAUCCAUUGGAUCCCGUCACGGUUUGGGACGUGUCAAACACAUUGACACCGUCUUUCUCUGGGUGCAAGACGUGGUUGCAUCCGGGAGGAUCUUGCUAGGCAAGAAGCACACCGACGAAAUGCUAGCAGACCUCCUAACCAAGCCGCUGGAUCGUGCUCGAAUCCAGCUUCUUCUGCAAGGAUUGAAUUGCGUCUAUGCAGAGGGAAGACACCACCUGGCACUGAAC